AUUUUUUUUUUAAUGUGAUAUUUGCAAAUGUCACUGCCAGUCGCACGUUGACUUCCUUUAAAUAAGUGGAUGUUUAGAUAUAGACAACUGCAAUUUCUUCCACAUAUUAAAAAAACAAGACAUUUUACAUUAGCCGUAAAGGUGAUAUACUUCUUUAAAACAAGAAUUUAAACUGAUACAUAAUCGUGCUGUAACAAGAUGGAAAAUUCCAGGGAAUUUACAAGAAAAGGAAUACAUGUAUAUAAAAAUGGGGCACGGUUUGAAAGUUCUAAGUCUGUACCAUAUUUAGAAGUUCCUACCUGGGUAUCCUUGACAUGUAGUAGAAAAAACUGUUGUGGAAUGGACAGCAAUUUCAGAUCAAUUGACACUACUUCCCUGGGAAUGGGAAGUACUUUCGGUGAGAUCGGAAGCCCUUCAGACGUGUCAUCGUUAGGGUCCGAAAAAGACAGAGGAUUCCUAAAUAGGAAUAAAUCAAAACGAGGCAAAAUGGCAGUGCUGUUUUUAGUUCUAUUCAUUCUGAUUACUUUCAUUGCUGCAGCUGUUGGGGUAACACUAAGCUACGUCCACCAUCGAGAUAUUGUGAGACUCCAUGUGAAUUUCAGCGUUGAUAAAUACAACGAAACGCUGAUGUACAAGAGGCAGCUGGAAGCUGAAGCAUCUGAAUUCUGUAGGAAGGUAAAGGAUGCGUUUCGUUCAACAGGACUUGAAUCCCAUUUUGUGGAAUGUAAAUGCGUAGACACCAGACGUACACAAAGCAAAGUAACGUUCUCCUUCCAACUUGAUUUUGCUGAUAAGGAGAAAGACAAUAUUGACCAAAUCAAGGGUGUCAUCGUAAGUGUUGUCAAUGAAAAGAAGAGGGAUUUGGAAUUCAGAGCAUUGUAUUCCCAUCCACCUCAGCCACCAGGAGAUGCAGAUAAAGAAGGGCCUGUUGAAUUGAAGACAAAAGAUGAAGAAACUGCAGCAUCCACGAAGACAACCCCUGCUGAAAUAAAGUCCACAACACAAAGAAAUAGAAAGAUAUUUCCAAAAACUAAUUCCACUACAUCAAAUACCAAUACGGCAUCAAGUAGCAAUUUUAAAAGUAUUCAAAAAGUGACAGUCAAAACUACAACCAUUGCAACAAAAACAGUCUCCACGACACCGGGAAUGAAUGCGUGGGACAGACUAUUGUCUCAGUUAAACAUCACUGGAGGUUGAUAACAUGGUGAACAGUACAGCUGAUGUCCACUGCUAUUUCCUUUCAAUCUCGUUCAAAGAUGAUUAAAUCUAUUGUUAUUUAAUCUUGACAUUCAUGCAUUUCAUCAUUGCUUGCUUACGGGGUAGUCUGAAUAUCAAACGAUCAGGUCUAUACAAAGAUUAGCAAACUAUUGCUGAUAAUGAGGUUUUAAACUGAUAAUGGGAAAUUACAUGUAUUACUUUAAAAUUCUGUAUGCUCAUCUGUGUAUAUGUCACAGUUGUAAUUAAAUUAUGAUUAUCAUUAUUAUUAAAUAUGAAAAUUA
Saccostrea echinata is the source of this 1499-nucleotide messenger RNA. RefSeq lists its product as uncharacterized. Bases 199 to 1197 code for a protein of 332 amino acids. Lineage: Eukaryota; Metazoa; Mollusca; Bivalvia; Ostreida; Ostreidae. The record is from RefSeq and is a predicted model, not a curated record. The transcript has 6 exons.